AAGACUGUGUAGCAUUUUUUCCACUCGAGCGAAAUCCAUGCAGUUCCUCAGUUCCUCUUAAUUUAACGCGGUGCAUCUAUUAUAAAAUUCUUGCAGUCGUAGCACCAUUGGUGGUGAAUACCGCAAAAUCUGCCACGUCAAAACUGCAGGUGUAAAACAUGCACCACCUUAAAAUGGCAAAGUCCAGUACUAUUGGUGAUAUUUGUGGCUACUGUGCUUAAUUUGCAGAAUUUUAUUUUGCCCAUUGACGAAUUUAAAGCAGGAACGCAGUGAAAAACUUUUCGACAAACUGAAACGAAUAUAAACAAAGUAAUUAUGGGAGUGCAGUCUGCGGUUUCGAGAAUAGUACUUGCAAGCAUCAGUUAGCAUCCGUGGGCCGAACUAUCACUUACCGUCAGCAUGUCCAUCUUCCCACUUUUAGGCGGCGCGCUCGUGUUCGUUUUCUUUUGCUUUAGCACACGUGGUGUUGAUGCUGUGGAUCCAGACUUACUGACCUUUUCGGAAGAACUAUAUCGGCUCGACCAACAAGGGAAUGCUGCAGCAAUUAAUCAGCACUGGGCUGUUAACACCAGAAGCACCAAUGGAAAGUUAUUCACCAAAGUGGAGCAGUCGGUGUUUCAAAAACCAACGUAUAAAGCACUUAUCGCCUUGUUUGACAAUUAUAAUCCAGUCCUAGGCCAGGCGGAAGAAGUAACCGCUCAAGAAAAACAGGAAGAAACGGCAUUUUUAGAUGCUAUUAUGGCAACACCGGUCAUGCAAAAAGCCUUUGAAUACCUGAGCAAAAAAAAUUUAGUACCGGCGACCAAAGACAAAUUCAAAGAUUUCCUGCGGAUGAUCUGGUUCACCAUUUACCGUCGCCGAGGACAACCAGACACUUCUGGCUUCGAGCAUACAUUUGUGGGAGAAAUCAAUGGCACCUCUCCAAGCGAUAGUGUAGAAGGAUUUCACAACUGGGUUAUGUUCACACGAGAGGAAACAGCAGGCAGAGCGAAAUACGGCCGGUGGAAAGGUCAAGCUGAUCCGGACCUUUACGGAAUGCAGUUUACAUGGAACGGUCACACAAAAAUUAAAUCCACAAUAGCCAUUGGGGAGAGCCCGGAAAUGUCCAUCGCUGUGCUAACAACGUGCUUUGUGGUGGCUCCCAAUGGAGAAUGCAGUCUGCGAAUGGGCGGCGCCCCGGUCAAAGUUCUCACAUAUAAAUGGGAUGUACGCGGAAAUCCCAACGAGUUUUAUGUUGCGUCGGCUUAUUAUGAUAACUGAAAAAAUUAUUUUUGAGAAAUUUAUUAAGCAGAAAAUAUAAUUAACAAACCACCGAUGAAUUUCUGGUAUCCGUGCGACUUGGAGCCUUUUCGGCUCGAACCGCAUUUUUACAGCACGCAUCCCGGUAAUUCAGCAUUUAUCUACCCCUUUGGCUGAUUAGUUUAUCGAUGCUUGCUUACCAUUACUCGGCCUGCACAACAAUAACUUCUGACUACAUACCUAACACCGUGCUACGGUGCCUGGAGUUUUCCGGACAGAAAACACGUAUGAAAUUUCGUCACAAGUCUUCGGUUUUUGUUGAAAUGCCACAAAAUGUCAGUGGUUGGUUUGUCUGUGAAGCACCACUUAAAGAACACUACUUCCUUUUUUUAGGACAAGCCUACUCUACUCUGUAUAGUCUAUAAGUAUGCGGAUACCCAGUUUUUUAUGCUACAAGAACAAAACAUA
This is a messenger RNA of Paramacrobiotus metropolitanus, 1707 nucleotides long. RefSeq names its product uridylate-specific endoribonuclease-like. The record is from RefSeq and is a predicted model, not a curated record. Bases 400 to 1260 code for a protein of 286 amino acids. NCBI's taxonomy places the organism in Eukaryota, Metazoa, Tardigrada, Eutardigrada, Parachela, Macrobiotidae. Gene Ontology annotation, molecular function: RNA endonuclease activity. The transcript is spliced from 4 exons.